GAAAGACACUUUUAUGUACUCAGCUCCUCGUGGCCCUGACCUUAGACUGAUCAACAGGAAGGUUGUUUACCAAAAGUAAGCACCGAUUCUUAGACCACCACCAGCAUGCGAGUCAGUCGCCGGUUGGCGAGGUCAACAACCAAACACUUCUGUGAACACUGUCAUGGCGCAGACGGAAAAUACAACUGACCUCACGGUUACAGUAAUAACAACCUGUGAAUAAUGGCGGCUGUACUUGUGUUUGGCUUUCUCUGUAAGUAGCUUUAUUUUCACAUUUCGUUUUAAGUAUUCAGCGCAAAUGAAGAACCAACCUCCUGCAAGCCACUGCACUAGCCGAUGGUCUUAUCGCCAAUUAAAGAAGCCAUUUUCAGAAUGGGUGAGAUAGGAACACACCUAGGGCCAAGACGUCAUCCACCUCCAUCAUACGGCGACGUCAUUUGUAUUAUUUUUAGAAAAUGAGUGCAGAGUCUUCCGGGCGUCCACGUAAAGUCAGCAGCUCGCGGAAGUCCCAACAUCCUCCCAGACUUCAUUAUCCGCUCGGUGUUCCCCCUGACAAGUGUGGCCUCGUUAUCGGUACAGGUGACCAAAAUUUAAAUGAAAUCAAGAGGGUGUCUGGCGCCAGUGUUCGCCUGGUGGAUUCCGUCACGCUUGGAUGCGGAUUACGAGAGUUCCGUAUAUCAGGCAGACCUAUACAGAUCAGACAAGCCAUUCGUCUGAUAUAUGAAAAAACAGGGGGAGAGAAAAUCAUCAAGGAAAAGGCUCAGGACUUUUGGAAAUACUGGGUUUCUGAAGCGUACCCUGAUUUCCAGUCACAAGCUUAUUUCCUGCCAGCAGUCUUCAUCAACCGAGUGCCUAGGGUCAAAUGGCGACUCGAAGGGCAGGACAUUAAUCUUCUGACCUUACAGCCACAGGCUCCACCUGUGUUCCAGUCGCGUUACCUUCCAGGUACUGGAGCGACAGGCGAAGUUCCACAACCACCCCGUGUACAAGACAGUGAUAUCGCUAAAGAUGCCGCCCUCGAGCGGGUCCUCAUGUGCCUCCACAAGAUGGCGGAGGUUCACAAUGAAGUCUUCAUGGCGCUGAGCCAGCUCCACUUCGUGGAUUACCUAGGAGACUUCGCUUACGCCGAGGCAUGCGCUCUCAUGCCUACAGUUGCCAACCUUUCCCCUACCAGGAGACAGGGAACCUUUGACCUGCUUCUCAUUCACAAGCUGUACGGCCUUGUCCUUUGCGAGGUCAAGGCUACUUCAGGGAACAUCUCAGGGCAGGAGAUCGGGAAGAAGCUCAGGACGGCUGUGUCGCAGCUGGACAAAGCCCAGGUGGUUCUGACUCACCUGGUGUCUGACAUUGCUCCAGGAAUCCGUGUCACAAAGGUCAUUGCACUGCCUAACCUCACGGAGAGAAGGAUGAAGACGAUUCUUGCGACCGACCUUGACCUCACAAAGUUGCUGAGCCAUUGUCUGGGAUUGGUUGAUUCUGAUGUCAUCAAUGGAUUGAUCUGUUCUGAUCGGUUGCCUCCCAGUGAAGCCCCCUGGGAUGUAAAUAAGUACGUGCUGCAGGAAUUUUGGGACUGGUGGCAGUUCCACGUAGCCUGUCUGGAACCGGACUCAGUGAUGACCGCGGAAGUGUAUGAGAACAUUGUCGCCAGGUUCUGCGGGCCCGCCACGACUGUCACAGUUCCCUGUACAUCUACUCCUCGGCUGACCGUGAAGACCUUAGGACAAGCGGUGUCCAAGACAGGGGUGUACUUCUCUCAGUUAACUCUCUUUCCCGAGCAAGUCGACCUCAUCCACUCGAAGGAGUUGCGAGUGUUCCUGGCUGGACCCCCAGGCACCGGCAAGACGGUCGUGCUGCAGCUGGUGGCCCUCAAGUGGCUGCGGCACAACCACGACGUCUACGUCAUGAGCACGACGGAACACAGCCGCAUGGCGUGCUGCAUGCUGCACCAUCUGCUGCAGCACGAACUGGAGAGGAUGCGGCAGGCAGGGGAGGAGUGCGGUCAGUGCGGUCAGCUGCACCUGCUGCAGUACAACUUCCGAGGCGGCACUGACGUUGACAGGGCGACACAGGAGUUGACGGAUGCAGCAAAGAACGGAGAGGUGUACGUCAUCGCUGACGAAGUAGGGCCUGAUGAUGUCCAGCCGGAGAAGGAUUUUCGAGCUGUCAGUAAAACGCACUUUCAUUCGUUUUGCGAAAACCUGAGGAGAUUCGUCCAAGACACCCAUCUCUGGGCUGCCAGCUGCAAACAUAAAGUCGCCCCAAAAGGUUGGAAGCUGGAAUAUUUCACCAGGCCCCUCCGCUCUCCUCCAACCGUCGUGAGGGAAGUCGAAAGAUCGGAGGAAAUGGGUUCCCUGGUUCGUUCAUAUGAAAGUCGGGGUUUGCCCUAUCCCACCCAAGGCCCGGACGUGAAGUGGAUACAUCACGAACGUCCCACCCACCCUGCGGAGUUCCCCGUAGACUGUCAAAGGUGUGGCGAGGAGGUCGCCAUCUUCCUCAAAGGUCUCCGAGUUGGUGAUCAGGACAACCUGGUGACAGCACCGGCACCAGCAGCAGCAGCAGCAGCAGGUGAACAAACGUCAGCAGCUGUGACGACGUCCCACAGACUCUCUGACGCCGAGUACCCGCCUGCCCUUGAGUUCCGGGACGUGCUGGUGCUGUGUGUUGGGCAGGUGUACGACAAUUCAGGUGUCGUGCAGGGGCUGAGGACAGCUGACAUUCCUGCCAGAGUCAUGAAGAGCAAUGACACGGAGGACAUGGAGGACGUAGCCACGGCCCGUAGUGACGUAGUGUGGGUGUCCUCCGGCAACGUGGUUCGCGGAAUCGAGAGGAAGGUGGUGGUUUGUGUACGUGGCGAGUAUCCGGAAACUGACCGCUACAACAGGCUGUACCCGGUGUCCCGGUGUACGUCACAGCUGGUGAUGGUAGUCCCCAUCCCACCUCACCUUUAAUCUGUAGUAUGUACUCCUGCAUUUACUACUGCAUUUGUAACACUGCAUAUUGCAAUGUUUGUAAAUACUGCUGUACUUACUCCUGGGGGCGGUUUUACAUCACUUGUCUAAACGCUGGGUUGACUAAGGCACUGACUACACUACACUUCGCGUGUAUAUGUGUGUGUGUGGUGCAUGUGUGUCGGUCUGUAUCGGUGUGCUAACUUUCACUUACCCACCAACACCCGACGACCAGUGCCAGGGGACCAUUGUUAGGAACAGGGGGUUGUUGCCCCUGUCUGUGGUUAGUCAGGGAUUAUUGCCCUUAACAGUAUAUGAGUGUGUUUGCUGCUUCGUGGUUUUGCGUCAGAACCCGACGUCAUAUUAUGACGCAAUUUUAGAUUGUGGGUAGAGUGAAAAUAUUUUUUGGAAGACAGCAGACGACAGGGAGACGAGAUAGAGAAAAGACAGGCGGGAAAGAGGUCUGACUGUACGUGUGGAUACAGGGACCGGUAAUAAGUAAACUAGUUGCUUACCUAGCCAAGGAACUACUGAGGGACCCACUGGGAGGGAGGAAUCCCAAAGAAACCGCCGAGACGGCUGGGAGAAGUGACGAGAAGCGGACAGAGUGUAUGGAUUGUCCGUUUCGGGAACUUGUGUGUUGUUCCAGGAUAACUAUUCGUGGUCGCCACCUAGACGUCGGCCAAGAAAGCAUCUACCCUUUAUAAGAAAUGAAAAUUGUGAGAGUUUUCAAGAAGAGAAGAACUGUCAAACUAAUCAAUGUACGACUCUGUUAAGACGGAGAACACAAGAAUCCUACAACUGUGGAUUUUAAGAAAGGACAUGUCGUGAAGGAAGAAGACUUAUCGUUGUUUAAUGUGAAUUCAGAAAAGGAGAGUGACUACAUCAUUAACAUUGGGAUGCAGUAUAGUGUAUGUAAAAUUCAGGGAGGAUUUUACCAGCACGUUUUAUUUUUGGUUUCUAAGACGAUAACUUCAGGCAGUACGGUGUAAGUAACUAGGACUUUAGCGAACUAUUCGAAAAGACAAUCGUCAAAUUUGAUUUACAGGCCGCGGCGUGAAAGACAUUCAGACUGUAUGUAUAUCGUUUGCAGUAACGUGUGUGUGUUUAAGGUUUAAUGUUUAGUGAUAUAAAAUGUUUCGUUGCCCACGACAAA
Molecule: messenger RNA, 4104 nt
Organism: Pomacea canaliculata
Lineage: Eukaryota; Metazoa; Mollusca; Gastropoda; Architaenioglossa; Ampullariidae
Exons: 8
Coding region: 456-2948 (830 amino acids)
Molecular function (GO): RNA binding
Source: RefSeq, a predicted model, not a curated record